UACAUACUCACCCCGCUCUUCUUCUCCAUCGUCAGAUUUAGCGAUUUCACCUCCAUUUUCUUCGAUCAGUGUUAGAACCAGAGCCUACAUAGCUCUCACUCUAAAGUUUACAAGCAUAAUGGUGAAGAUUUGCUGCAUUGGAGCUGGAUAUGUUGGUGGUCCAACUAUGGCGGUCAUUGCUCUAAAGUGUCCAUCUGUUGAAGUAGCCGUUGUUGAUAUCUCUGUGCCACGGAUCAAUGCCUGGAACAGCGAUCAGCUUCCCAUCUAUGAGCCUGGUCUCGAUGAUGUGGUUAAGCAGUGCCGUGGAAAGAAUCUCUUCUUCAGCACUGAUGUUGAGAAGCAUGUGAGAGAGGCUGACAUUGUUUUUGUGUCUGUCAACACCCCGACUAAGACCCGUGGUCUUGGAGCUGGCAAAGCUGCGGAUUUGACUUACUGGGAGAGCGCUGCUCGUAUGAUUGCCGAUGUUUCGGUUUCUGACAAGAUUGUUGUUGAGAAAUCAACUGUUCCUGUCAAAACCGCAGAGGCAAUUGAGAAGAUUCUUACACACAACAGCAAAGGAAUCAAAUUCCAGAUUCUGUCAAACCCUGAGUUCCUUGCUGAAGGAACUGCUAUUGAAGACCUUUUCAUGCCUGACCGUGUCCUCAUCGGUGGUCGUGAAACACCUGAAGGCUUUGCAGCCGUCAAAGCUUUGAAAGACGUUUAUUCCCAAUGGGUCCCUGAAGAGAGAAUCCUCACCACCAAUCUCUGGUCUGCCGAGCUUUCCAAGCUUGCAGCUAACGCCUUCUUAGCCCAGAGAAUCUCAUCAGUCAAUGCAAUGUCUGCUCUCUGUGAAGCAACUGGCGCCAAUGUCUCAGAGGUCUCUUACGCUGUGGGCAAAGACUCUCGGAUUGGUCCCAAGUUCUUGAACUCAAGUGUGGGAUUCGGAGGAUCUUGUUUCCAGAAAGAUAUUCUCAACUUAGUUUACAUUUGCGAGUGCAACGGCUUACCCGAAGUUGCUGAGUACUGGAAACAAGUCAUCAAGAUCAACGACUACCAGAAAACCCGAUUUGUUAACCGCAUUGUCUCUUCAAUGUUCAACACAGUCUCCAACAAAAAGAUUGCGGUUCUCGGGUUCGCUUUUAAGAAAGACACUGGAGACACAAGAGAGACUCCAGCCAUUGAUGUCUGCAAAGGUCUGUUAGGUGACAAAGCUCGUCUCAGCAUCUACGACCCACAAGUCACUGAAGACCAGAUCCAAAGAGACUUAACCAUGAACAAAUUCGACUGGGACCACCCGCUUCAUCUCCAGCCCAUGAGCCCCACCACUGUGAAACAAGUCUCAGUCGCUUGGGACGCAUACACUGCAACCAAAGACGCCCACGGUAUCUGCAUUUUAACCGAGUGGGACGAGUUCAAGAAACUCGAUUUCCAGCGGAUCUUUGAGAAUAUGCAGAAACCGGCUUUUGUUUUUGACGGUAGAAACGUGGUCGAUGCUGACAAACUCAGGCAGAUUGGGUUUAUUGUUUACUCCAUUGGUAAGCCAUUGGACCAGUGGCUCAAGGACAUGCCUGCUCUUGCCUAAACAACAACCAAACCUCUUCCUUAGCUUAUUUCUCCAUUUUUUCCGAAUUCUCAUGAGUUUUUCCAUAUAUCUUUAACUAUGUUUUGAUCAAUAAUUGUUGCUUUUUUUUUUUCUUCGUUUUAUGAAUUCCAACAGAGAUUUUAGGUUUGGUUUUUGUUGGUAAUUAUGUACCUUGGGUUAUCAAAUAUUGUAAGCUUUUCGAGUAUUAUUUUCAUAAUAUAAAAGUUUUCCCUA
This is a messenger RNA of Arabidopsis lyrata subsp. lyrata, 1795 nucleotides long. Its product is annotated as UDP-glucose 6-dehydrogenase 3. The record is from RefSeq and is a predicted model, not a curated record. The coding region runs from base 119 to 1561 and encodes 480 amino acids. NCBI's taxonomy places the organism in Eukaryota, Viridiplantae, Streptophyta, Magnoliopsida, Brassicales, Brassicaceae. Gene Ontology annotation, cellular component: nucleus; cytosol. The transcript is spliced from 2 exons. Gene Ontology annotation, molecular function: UDP-glucose 6-dehydrogenase activity; NAD binding. Gene Ontology annotation, biological process: glycosaminoglycan biosynthetic process.